Molecule: messenger RNA, 966 nt
Organism: Aureobasidium namibiae CBS 147.97
Lineage: Eukaryota; Fungi; Ascomycota; Dothideomycetes; Dothideales; Saccotheciaceae
Exons: 1
Coding region: 1-966 (321 amino acids)
Source: RefSeq, a predicted model, not a curated record
AUGGAUACCAGUAAGAAGGAACAGGACGACGACGCCAGCAUGAAAGAUGUUGGCGGUGACAUACUCGUGGGUUCCAUCGACUUCGCCCACCGGGCACACGAUGAGGCUAUGGACCUUCCUACCGCUACUUCUAGCAACAACGAUCUCGAGGACAACGGACGUGACGCAAGGAGUGGUCCUGCCAACGAGCUCACCAUUGGCGAACAGAGCAACGCUACCCACAAAUCUAUCAACCCUGUUACUGAAGUCGAGAACAUCGACAUGGACAUCUGGGACGGCACAGUUGGCGAAGACCAAGAGCAACCGACCCCUGAAGAUCUCAUCACCCGACUCCAAGAUGAGAACCUUGCUCUCAAGCACCAAAUCGCCAUUCUCAAAAGCCAUGUCGAAAUUCUCAAAGGCGAGAAAACAGCAACAGCUCGCGAACUCAGAACCAUCAUCACCAACCAACACGGCGCUCUGGACAACGCGAACAACAGAAUCACCGCCGCCCACAACAGAAACCUCGGCAAGCAACACCAACUGGACUCUCUGUACGCCACUCUCACUCGCCAGGAACGUCAAUUGAACCCUCUGUACGCCCAACUCGCACAGCAGGAGCAGCAUAUCAUCGCUCAAGCCGCUCACAUCAACACUAUCAACGAUCUCCACGACAAGCAGCUCCGUCGUAUCAGAUUGGAGGUCAGCAAGAUGGUUAGGUCAACUGAGCAGAGGCUGGAGAGACACGCGUCGUCAGCCAGACGCUUUGGGGGUGAGAUGGAUCGAUUGAUCAUCAAUGUUGAGGACCCUGAGGUUACUGAGAGUGAGGAUGAGGCAGCGGCAGAUGAAGGCGGAGAGCGGCAGGAGGUGGAGGUUAUCGACCUGAUUGACGAGGAUGAUGAUGACGAAGCUCAGCUCGCUGACGGUGUUCAGUCUACUGCCAUUGAGCAACCUGUUGAGGUUCAGCAGCUCGACUAUGAGGAAUAG